AUGACAAAGAAUAAUCUCAACAGCUCUCUCUCAUGGCUUCUGCAGCACCCACACUCUUUUGGAUCUUUGGGGCACAUAUCUGUUAUUGCUGAUACGGCCAGUAUAUCCUACGAUGAGUCGGAAGCAGCAGACGCCAACGAGGAGAUGGCAAGAUUGCAGCUGGCACCACAGAUACCUCCCCGACCGAAACUGCAUACGCAAUUGCAACGCGACCCGAAUCCUCUUCCCACGCCCACUCCCUCUCGACCGUCCGUUGACAGCAAGCCGCAAUCGAAUCUAUCCAAGAAACAGGGAACGCCUUCCGUAUACCGCCAAAGUCCCAAGCCGCGUACGCCCGUAACGAGCUUUGAUGACAUCAAAUUUGAUGAUUCUAUCGACGUCCUCGAUAUCGACGAAAUUGACCUCACUGGGGACGUUACUACUUCAUCCUUCGGCGAAUUUGGUCCCCCAACCCAGCUAUGGAAUGAAAGGUCGGCUUGUCGUGUAGGACCAACGCCAAAGAAGAAAGGGAAGAAGAGGAAAAGCGAUGAAUAUGAAUCGGAUCUGCUAUCUCCGCGGUCAAGUCGGAAGUCGACGAAGGUGGUGCAGCAACGCGCAACGACGAUAGCUUCUCCGACCCGCGGCAGCCAGACCAGCGUCACUGAGAAAACAAUUGAGGAAGAAAUUAGCCUGACGCAAACAACAACACGGCCCAGGGUCGCCACUGCUGAGCUAGACACAUUCUUAGAUCGUGGAGCUGACGCGAUUGAGGGAGGCCCAAAUUAUCAAAGAAAAGUAACGGAAAACACUCAUCAGCCGCAAGCUUCAACGCGUCCUCUACAAACUCGAACGCAGCGGUCGCAAAACGUGGUUCCUGAUUCCGACGACGAUGAGGAUCCACCUCCUGCUCAGAAGCUCGAAUCCGAUGCUUUCAGCCGAGCAUAUCUCAAGGAAGGACAUGGUCUAGGCCCAGAUGGUUUGGCGGCAAAGGAGGAAGAUGCAGAGAGAGUUUUCCGCUCUCCGGCUCGAUCUCAGCUAUUAUCGGUCCGUGAAUCGCCUGGACCCGCGGAUUCCGUUCGAGCAAAGUCGACGUUGACGCCCCAGAGGACAUCGAAUCCAGACGUAAUCUUCAACAACGGCACUCCGACUCUAAGCAUCACCGGUAACUUGACGUUGGAACAGAAAAAACUGGUUGAUAGCUUCGUGAUGAACGGUAAAGACCAGCUACAGAGCCUCGUGCAACGGCUAGAGGACUCGAAGAAAGUCGUGGUCAGACAAAUUCUGGAGGAAAUGUGCGAACAUGGCGCUGCUUCUAGCCAAUUAAAGGAACGGCAGAAGGCAAUAGCAAACAAGAUCAUUGCAGCGACGCGGCUUCAGGACGAAUCUACCACUCUCUUCAAACUUCGAAACCAGCGGGAGCAAAUGGUCAUCCAGAAAGACAAACUCUAUAAAGCGGGCCAUGUUAUUGAGCCCGACGACCCCGAAGAUGUUUUGACACUGUUAUGCCAGAAGAUUUUCAAAGCGAAGCGUGAGAUCGACGCCCGAGAACUUACAGUCUUCUCCCUUCUGGAACACGUGGGAGUGUCGACAUCCAAUGGCAUGAGGGACCAUGAAAAAAUAGACCGGGAUUCUUUGUUGUCCCCAGGUCCAAAGCUAUCAAAUCAAAAGGUCCUGGUCGCCUCUACACAAAAGCCGCCUCAAUCUACGUCCAAGAAUGCGAAAAGUGAAACUCCACAAGGUCUCUCUCACCUCUCAACUCAAUCGAUCCGCCAAACUCCAUCCUUCUACCGAGAGGAUGCAACCGACAUGGCCAUCAAGUCGUCAAAUCGCACUCCUUCUCCCUAUCGUGAAUCUCCCAAGAGAUCCCAAGUGUCGGAGUUCCCAAAGAUCAAGCAUUCCACCCCUCAUGCCUUUGACACGUCGGAUCCGAGUCGCGUGCUCGCCAGUGUGAGUGCGAAGGCUACCGUGGGCGACUUUUCAAGAACAAUGGGUAGCCCAGCUCGUGACUUUUCGUUCGAUGAUGAAGAUUUUGAGGAGGGUCUAGAUGACGAAGAAAUGUACAAGGCUGUAGAACAGUAUGAACAGAACCUACCGUUCAUAACAGCUACGUCUCCUGAUCGCGGUGAGCGCUCUGUUCUGCGUGAAGUGAGCGACAACAUUCGCAGGAAAUCGCCCCCCAAACCUGCCACAACAUCAUCCACACCUCGUCCUCCUCCUGCAGCUCUGAUGCAACAUCCAUGGUCGAAAGAAGUGUUUUCGACUCUGAGGAAGAAGUUUCAUCUUCAAGAGUUCCGCCACAACCAAUUGGAAGCCAUCAAUGCGACCUUGAGCGGCAAGGACGCCUUUGUGCUGAUGCCUACUGGAGGAGGCAAGUCUCUUUGCUAUCAGUUGCCAGCUGUAGUUCAGAGCGGGCGGACAGCAGGCGUAACCAUUGUCGUCUCUCCCUUGCUCAGUCUGAUGCAAGAUCAGGUGGAUCAUCUGCAAAAAUUGCACGUACAGGCUGUGCUCGUCAAUGGGCAGACUUCGCAGGAACAUCGAAAUUACAUCCUUCAAGCGCUACGAUCUAGCGAGCCGGAGAAGUUUGUUCAGCUUCUGUACGUCACACCCGAGAUGCUCAACAAGAGUGAGACAUUCUUCAAGGCCUUUCUGGACUUGAACAAGAGGCGACUCCUUGCACGUAUUGUGAUUGACGAGGCACACUGUGUCAGCCAGUGGGGACACGAUUUUCGUCCCGACUACAAAGCAGUGGGUGAGGUUCGCCGACGUUUCAUGAAUGUGCCAGUGAUGGCCUUGACUGCAACUGCAACUGAAAACGUGAAAGUGGACUGUAUGCAUAAUCUCGGUAUGGAUGGAGCUGAGGUUUUUACUCAGAGCUUCAACAGGCCUAAUCUCACGUACGAGGUGAGACCUAAGGGCGGCAAGCAAGCGGUUCUUGCAAGUAUCGCUGGUCUCAUACAGGAGUCUUACAAGGGACAAGCUGGAAUCAUCUAUUGCCUGUCACGCAAAGCUUGUGAAGAUGUUGCGAAGCAACUCCAAGAAGAAUAUGAUAUCCAAGCCCGACACUACCAUGCUGGACUCGAACCUCCAGAACGGAUCCAUAUCCAGAAAGAAUGGCAGGCCGGGAAAUACAAAGUUAUCGUUGCCACGAUUGCGUUCGGCAUGGGUAUCGACAAACCGGAUGUCCGAUUUGUAAUUCACCAUACCAUUCCCAAGAGCCUCGAAGGUUACUACCAGGAGACAGGUCGAGCUGGACGGGAUGGUGGCAGAGCUGGGUGCUAUCUCUACUACGGCUAUGGAGACACGACCUCCAUAAAGCGAAUGAUUGAUAAAGGUGACGGCGACUGGCAGCAAAAAGAGAGGCAGAAACACCUUUUGCGCAAUGUCGUACAGUUCUGCGAGAAUCGCAGCGACUGUCGCAGACAGCAAGUGCUCGGAUAUUUCAACGAACACUUCAAGCGAGAGGAUUGUAACAACACCUGUGACAAUUGCAACUCAACCAGCACCUUCGAGACGCAAGACUUUUCAGAGCAUGCCAAGAAUGCAAUCCGUAUCGUCCAGCAAGUGUCUCGCGAGCAAGUUACGCUGUUGCACUGUGUCGACGUCUAUCGUGGCGGCAAAACCAAGAAGAUUUCUGAGCUCAGCCACAACAGACUCCGCGAAUACGGGAUGGGAGCAGACUUAGCCCGGGGGGAUGUGGAGCGAUUAUUCUACCGGCUCAUUAGUGAGGAUGCUUUGGUGGAAUAUAAUAAGGUCAACACUGCUGGCUUUGCUACGCAAUAUGUGAAGACGGGUCCCAGAGCCCCGGAAUUCGAGGCCGGCCGAGGAGCAUUGAGCAUGCAAAUCUUGAUCUCGCCGAAAGAUAAAACGAAAUCCAAGGCAGGGGCUUCGAAGGCCAAGAAGAAAACACAAAGGGCUGGAGCCAAAGCCGCUGCUGACGAUUAUCCUGCGUCCACCAACGUUUCCUCGCCGCUGCAGCCUAGGUCUCGCAGGAUCCCUCCUCGUGCGCAGUUUGACGAGGAUUCCGACGAAGUGGAAGAAGAAGAUGAUGAUGGCUUCUAUUUUGAUUCGAUGCCCGCUAUUAGCGGACGCCGGCCCAACAGAAGAGUUGGACCUCCAAUUACUACGGACGACAGAACGGAAGGACUUGACGAGAUUCACCAACAUAUCCUGGAUGACUUUGUCGACAAUGCCAAAAAAGAGAUCAAGCGCAUUCAGAUCGCGAAAGGCUUACGGCAGGCGUCGAUAUCUGAUCUUAUACUUCGGGAAAUCGCCACUCACUUUCCACGAGAUGAGAAUGCGCUCCGCGACAUCUGCAGAAUGAAUGAAGAAAAGUUUCAAAUGUUUGGGCCUGUUUUGCUGCGACUGGUCAAAAGCGCAUAUAACGACUACAAGGCGAUGAAAGAGGCAACAGGAGAAGAUGUCGGCGCACCUCACGACCGAUCAAUUGUGGAAAUCAGCGACGACGAGGAUGGCGACCGAGUGGAUGAAAGCGACGAAGAACUCGACGAAACCGAGAGCAGUCACUACUUUAGUGUGGCCGACGAUGUCAGCCAGUUCAACGAGAAGCUAUCCCAAGCAUCGGCAUUCGCAACUCGAGCUCCGAAGACUGCACCGAAAAAGCGCAUUUCUCGACCUAAAUCAGUUCCUUGGAGUCACCGUACUUCACGUGGCUCUCAGCAGCGUGGUGGCGGGAGCUCUCGAGGAAGAACGACGGCCACGAAAGGAAAGAGAGGCAGUGGCGGUAUUACAAAGAAGGCUAAGAGUAGCGUCAGUGCUCGGUCUAGCACCAGCAAUUCAGGCAUGCAGGAAUAUGUGUAUAACAACAGCAAAGAGGCCUCCUCCAACCGUAACCGCGGUGGAGGAGCAGGAAAGAUUAGCAUGAUGCCGACCUGA
This is a messenger RNA of Fonsecaea multimorphosa CBS 102226, 4872 nucleotides long. RefSeq lists its product as uncharacterized. Bases 1 to 4872 code for a protein of 1623 amino acids. The record is from RefSeq and is a predicted model, not a curated record. NCBI's taxonomy places the organism in Eukaryota, Fungi, Ascomycota, Eurotiomycetes, Chaetothyriales, Herpotrichiellaceae. Gene Ontology annotation, molecular function: nucleic acid binding; 3'-5' DNA helicase activity; four-way junction helicase activity. The transcript has 2 exons. Gene Ontology annotation, cellular component: cytoplasm; chromosome; nucleus. Gene Ontology annotation, biological process: DNA replication; double-strand break repair via homologous recombination.